GCUGGUUUCAGGAUGGAUCCCGAGACUGGGGCCGACUCCCAGAAAGCCGUGAGUUUGCAGUGGAAGAGCUACAAACUGGUCCAGGAUCCAGCCACUCGCCGCGUCACGCAGAAAAUCUACAGAUACGAUGGAGUUCACUUCAGUGUCCCGGACUCUGGGUUUCCUCCGGUGGGAGACCUGCGGGACCCCAGGCCUCGAAGACUCUGGUCCAGAUGUAAAGAAAUGUCCCUCCCAGUGCCAAAGUUUAAGCUUGACGAGUUUUACGUGGGGCCCAUUCCGCUCAAAGAGGUGACGUUCGCUCGACUCAACGACAACAUAAAGGAGCCGUUUCUGGCGGAGAUGUGCGCCAAGUUCGGGGAGGUGGAGGAGAUGGAGAUCCUGUUCCACCCCAAGACGAGGAAACACCUGGGUCUGGCCCGAGUCCUGUUCACAAGCACGAGAGGAGCCAAAGACACCGUGAAACAUCUGCACAACACCACUGUGAUGGGCAACGCCAUCCACGCACAGCUCGAUAUCAAAGGCCAGCAGAGGCAGAAGUACUACGACCUGAUCGUGAACGGGUCGUACACUCCACAGACGGUGCCUCUCGGAGGAAAAGCCCUGAGCGACCAGACGAGAGCCCCGCCCCCGGCGCCGACGCAGACUCAGCCCGACACGUCCUCAGAGAUCCGCCGGCGUCUGUCCAGCGAGCUCGCCGUGUUGGCCGCCGGAGUCCAGGCGCUCACGGCGGGAAACCUGCCCCCGGCGCCGACCUCUGACCCCAGCUUCAGCGAGCCCCGUCUGGACACGCCCUUCACGCCGGGCUCCGCCUCCUCGUCUCAGGGCGGAUCAGGAACGCCGCACAGCUCUCGCUCCGGGACGCCAUUUUCUCAAGACUCAGGAUACGCCGGAAACAGACACAGCAGCUACAGCUCCAGCUCUGGAUACCCUCCCCAGGACAUGCUCCCCUCCUCCUCCUCUUCGUCCGCCGUCUCCUCCACCGUGGGCGGGUACAAAGUCUCGCGUUACCCCGACGACCUCCAGGACUCCACCGUGCACUACCGCGGCCGCCCCCUCUACCCGCCCACCUCCGGUUACCGCCCCAGCGAACCGCCCUGCUACCCGCCUCCCUACGCCAACAUGAGCGGCCCGCACGUGCCCCACCACUCGGGCAUGCCGCCGCCGCCGCACCAGUACGAGCAGGAGCGGGAGCGGGACAGGGAGCGGGACGGGAGGUACGGAGGAGCGCCCGGCGGCAUCAGCUCCAGGAGGUCGUCGUACCACCACCAGGACUCGAACUCUUCCUCGAAAUACUCGUCGUCGCACCAUUCCCACCACCAUCGGGAGGAGCGGGGCUACGGCAGGAGGGACAGCGCCGGGUCUCGAUCGGGCGACCACGGGAGGCACCACCGAAACCACCACCACUCGCACAACCACAGCGGCGGCGGGCGGAGGAGGAGCAGCCACGACCGAGACAGAGACCGAGACCGCGACCGAGACGACUACGGCAAUAACGACCCCCGCUACAACUCGCACCGCUCCUCCUCCAACAGCCUGUCCCCGCCGCCGUCCGCGUACAAAGACUCGACGCCGGCGCAGGAGUCCAGGCUGGGGCAGUGCGCCGACAGGGUGCCGCCCGCUCCUCCGCCCUCCUCCUCCUCCUCCUCGUCCUCCUCCUCCGCCGAAAAGGACCAUCAUCACGCGGCACCGCAGAACCCGCCAGCCCCGCCGCCGCCUCCUCCACCCCUCCCGCCCGCCUCCGUCAUGGCCGCAGCCGUCGCAGAGUCCCUCGAUUUCACGCAAGUCCAGGUCCAGGACAGCCCCAAGGAGCAGUGGACCAAACCCAAACGCAGACCCAGCACUCCGCCCAUUCCACCCAAAACCCCGCCCCUCAACAAGACCCCGCCCCCUCCCGCCAUCUCCUCCUCCUGCGCCGCCUCGCCCACCUCCACCUCCCUCCCCCUGCCCCCGCCCGCCGCCUCGCCGCCGCCGCCGGCCCGAGGCUCCUCCUCCCCCGAGCCCGACUCCACCAACGAGAGCCUGCCGUUCGUCUACCACAGCAGCAGCCUGGACUCUCGCAUCGAAAUGCUCCUCAAGGAACAGAAGGCCAAGUUCUCGUUCCUGGCGUCGGACGAAGAGGACGAGGACGGGCAGAGGAGGGACGGCGAGGGGAGGAAGAGCGGGGAGGGGGAGCAGGGCGAGGGAGGAGACGCCGGGGAGAAGGAGCGACGGAGAGGAGAGAGAGGGAGGAAGAGGGGGAAGGGAGGAGGAGGAGGAGAGGGGAGGAAGAGUCCGAGCGCGGCGCUACAGGCGGCCGUGCCCUCCUCCUCCUCUUCGUCGCACGCCGAGCCCGCGCCGCCGCCAGACGAGAAACAGGCGUCUCUCUCCGGGUCCACGGCCCCAGACGAGGACGGAUCUCAGACCUCUGCAGUCGACUCUGUCCCCCGGAGCGGAGCCCACACACCGCCCUACAACGGACAGAGCCAGCCGUCCCCUCACUCGUCCGGCGAGGACAUGGAGAUCUCCGACGAAGAGGACGGAGAGACCGCCUCCAUCUCCACCGCACACCGCCCCGCCCCCGGCUCCUCCCCCGGCUCCUCCGCCCAGCCGAGCUCCGCCCCCCAGCCCGCCCGCCCCGCCGACGGCUCCUCGUCCCCUCCCGACUCCUCGUCCUCGCAGCACUACUCCGGCUCCAUGCACCCGCCCAUGCCCUCGUACCCGCCGCACCCCCCGCCGCCGCCGCCCGGGUACUCGCUCCAGCCGCCGCCUCCCCCGGGCAUCCCCCCCCUCGCCCACAUGGAGCUGCACCCCGAGUACCCGCCGCCCAUGCCCCCGCCGCACCUGUACGACUACGCCUCGUCCAUGGAGCUGAUGAGCCAGUACAGCGGCGGGGCGCCCAUGUCCUUCCAGAUGCAGACGCACAUGCUCAGCCGACUGCACCAGAUGAGGGUGGCAGCGUCCAGCGCCACGCCAGCUCUGACCCCGGGACCAGGAGAGGGCGCUACAGCCGACUACAGCUCGUACCACCUGCACUCGAUGCCCCCGCCACCUUUUAUGGAGCAGGAGGGCAGCAGCUCCCACUACGACCAGGACCACAGAUACAUGCCCCCGCACAUGCCGUACCCGUACCACUCGGACCCCCACAGCUCCCAGCUCCCUCCCCCUCCCGUGCCCCCCCCUCACGGCCUGCCCCCUCCCUCCUGGCCCCCCUCCCCCCCGCACUUCCCCUUCAUGCCUCCGCCGGGCUACGGCACCGUGCUGCCCGCCUCCCAGGAGGGCGGCGCGGGCGAGGGGGCGGAGUACCGCGGCGUGCCCGGGGAAGAGCCGCCUCCUCUGGCCGAAAACCCCCACGAGGCCACGGUGCAGCUGGUCCUGGCCUCGCUCAUCCAGGAGAUGAAGAACAUCAUGCAGAGGGACCUGAACAGGAAGAUGGUGGAGAACGUGGCCUUCAACACAUUUGACGAGUGGUGGGAGCGAAAGGAGACCAAGGCCAAGCCGUUCCAGACGAUGGUUCGCGGUGUCUCUGCUCUUCGUGACGAGGAGAAGAAGGAGGAGAAGCUGAGUCGACCCCGAGAGCCGCUCAUGAGCCUCGUGGACUGGGCCAAGAGCGGAGGAGUGGAGGGCUUCGGCCUGAGGGGGGCGCUGCGUCUGCCGUCAUUCAAGGUGAAGAGGAAAGAGCCUCAGGAGCUGCAGGAGGGAGACAUGAAGAGACCAAGACCCCAGACUCCUCCAGAAGACCCAGUGGAGAGGAGGAGAGCGGAGGAGAGACACGCCGCAGAGAGGGACAACAAACGCAGGAAAAAGAAGCCGAGGAACAGGAAACCGUGGGAGCUGGACAGCGAAGGAGAGGAGACGUCGGACGGAUCGGACGAGGACAAGGAUGAAGAGGAGAGUGAGAAGGACUCGGAUGACGAGGCGCUCAGUGCGGACAGUGACGACGAGAGCCUCUCCUCUUCCUCCGGCUCCUCCUCCGGCUCCUCCUCCUCCGAGAGCGACGAAGAGGAAGGAGAACGGCUGGACACAGACCCCGAUACCAUGGACGAUUCCACCAUGGACAGCACCGCAGACAGGAGUAAGAUGGCCACGGCAGGUACAAAUCUCGACAUUCGAUCAGGUGAAGCCAGACCGAUCAAACCGGAGCCGCCCAGCGCAGCCCCAGACUCCGCCUCCAAACGCCCGCCCUCUCCGCCCUUCCCCCGCCCCUCCUCUCCCGUCAUCCUGGUCCCGCCGCUCAAAAAACGCCGGAAAAACGUCUCAUUCUCCACGGACGACUACGAGCCCAAACCCGCCGUGCCCCUGUCCCCGUCCGUGCCCGAGCCGUGCCCGCCUUCGCCCGCCCGCUCCCUGGACACUCCCUCCUCCGCCGCCGCCACCCCGCAUCCUCCGCCGGCCUCCGGAAAACCCGCACACGGAAUCCAGCUGUUACCUUUCGCGUCCAAACCUGGAUCAGGGAACGCGCUCAUCCUGCCCCCGGCGCACGAGCACGACGACUACAAAAAAGGUCUCCCGGUCUCGCCGCCUCCAGCGAAAUCCCCGAACAAACGCGGGAAGGACUCGCCGAAAUCGCCGAUCGUCACUCCUCCGCCGAUCAUGGUCUGUCGAACUGUCCAAAACUUACCUCUGGAUCACGCUUCUAUGUGCAAAAUCGCCUACGAAGAAGUCCCGGCUCCUCUGCCGCCCAGUAGCAAACGCGGGAAGGGAAGACAACGCACCACCAGUCAGUCCAACCUGCAGUCUUUCAGGGAGGAGGACGAGGACGAGAGCCGGCUACGAGGCGCCUCCAGCCUGCUCCAGCUCGCCGCGACGCCCACCGCCGAUUUGUCCGUUCUGGCCGACGUGGCGCUGAAAAUGGACCCGGACGCGGGGGAUUCCGAGGAGACCGAAACAUCCGACGAAGCGGAAGAGCACAAAAUGGAGGAUCCGUACUGCCCCGAGGCGCUGGCGGUCACCAUGUCCCCGGAGGGCGUCCUGGUUUUCAUCGAGCACAGCUACUGCAAACCGCCGCACACCGCCCCCUACCUGCGGAGGGCGUCCAAGCAGGAGUCGUCGGUGCUGCUGCCGGCGGACCUGAACGCGAUCUCGGGCGUGUUGGAGGCGCCGGAAGAGGUGAUCGAGGAAGCGGAGAGGGACGGGGCGGACUACGCGGCGCUGGCGGAGGAGGCCGGGCACGCGCAGUCCAAGAAGAAAGGACGGAAGAGCGGCUUCGAGCUGGAGAAGGAGAGGAACAGGAAGAGGCGGAGAGACAAGGAAAACGUAGAGCACACGAAGAAACGCAAAGAGCCACAGAGCAAAAAGCAGCGCAAGAGGAAGUCAGAGGACUCGGACCUGGAGGAGGACGUGGACGUGGAGGAGCUCGAGUCCGGGGAGUUGAGCAGUUCUUCCGACUCGGGCGAGGAGCAGGUGAGGCGAGGAGGAGGAGGAGAGGAGGUGAGGAAGAGCGAGAGACUGUUCCUCCAGGACGCCGGCGUCUCCAAACCCAUGGACCUGCCCGCCGCCCCCGUCCCCGCCCCCGUCAAGUUCGAGAACCGCAGCGAGUUCGAGCAGAUGACGAUCCUCUACGACAUCUGGAACUCGGGUCUGGACGGAGAAGAUCUGGGGCUGCUCCGGAAAACCUACGAGAAGCUGCUGCAGGACGACCACGGCUCCGACUGGCUCAACGACACGCACUGGGUCGGACACACAGUGACGAACCUCCCGACACCGCGGAGAAAGAAGAAGUCUCCGGACAGUACGCUCCGGGAGCACGUGACGGGAUGCGCCCGCAGCGAGGGCUACUACGCCAUCAGCCGCACGGAGAAGGACGUGUACCUGGACCUGGACCUGCCCGAGCAGGUCAUCAGGGAGGUGGAGAACACGGACACCACGGGAACGAAUCGCGUUCUGUCCGAGAGACGCUCGGAACAGCGCCGCCUGCUGACGGUGAUCGGGACUCCGGCCACGAUGGACUCGGACCUGCUCAAACUCAACCAGCUCAAGUUCAGGAAGAAGAAGCUCCGGUUCGGCCGCUCCAGGAUCCACGAGUGGGGCCUGUUCGCCAUGGAGCCCAUCGCCGCCGACGAGAUGGUCAUCGAGUACGUGGGGCAGAACAUCCGACAGAUGGUGGCUGAUAACAGGGAGAAGCGUUACGCACAGCAGGGCAUCGGCAGCAGUUACCUGUUCAGAGUCGACCACGACACCAUCAUCGACGCCACCAAGUGCGGAAACCUGGCCCGCUUCAUCAACCACUGCUGCACCCCCAACUGUUACGCCAAAGUCAUCACCAUCGAGUCUCAGAAGAAGAUCGUGAUCUACUCGAAGCAGCCGAUCGCCGUCAACGAAGAAAUCACCUACGAUUAUAAGUUCCCCCUGGAGGAGAACAAGAUCCCCUGUCUGUGCGGCACCGAGAACUGCAGAGGAACGCUCAACUGAGGCCGAGGAACCCACUGAGGAACCCACUGAGGAACCAUCACCGAGGCAGGUCUGGCCACGAGAGCCGACAAGGAAACGCUCAGACAAGACGCCGCCGCACUGCAGAAAAAAACAAAAACAAUUCCAGGGUUUAAGACGCUUCAACUCAGAAUUCUCGAUUUGAUCAGUAGACGACGAAACAAAACAAUCUGUGUGUUGGUUCAUUCAUUCGUUUUUCGAAAUAAAACCAAAAAUAAGAAAUCGAAAAAGAAAACAACAUUUUUCUUCAUUAUUUGUUUCCAAAACCAAAAUGAAAAAAACAGAUAAUGAUUUGUUUUUUCAGAUUUCGAUUUUGUGUUUAAAUGAAAAAUGGAAAAAAAAUGAUAACAGACUGAACCAGGUCUAAACCAGGUCUAAACCAGGUCUUCCAGGAUUAAACCAAGAUUUAACCGGUCUGAGCCCUGGUCUCAGUCCUGGUCUCAGUCCUGGUCUCAGUCCUGGUCUCAGUCCCGGGCUGGUCCCAGUCCCAGUCUCAGUCCAGAUCACCCAGUCCUGGUUCAGUCCAGGUUUAGGACCGAGAGCGGGACCAAGAGCAAGACUGGGACCAAGACCAGGAUCAGAUCAGGAUUAAAGGAGGAUUAGAUCGGGAUUGAGACUGGAACUGAGACCAAGACCAGACCAGGACUGAGACCAGUUUAGACCUGGUUUAGACCUGGUUUAGUCCUGGUUUAGUCCUGGUUUAGUCCGUUAUUCAAUUUUUUCCAUUUUUCAUUUUAAACGUGAAAUCAAAAACAGAAAAAUUUAAUCAGUUUUGGAGACAAAUAAUGAAGAAAAUUGUUGUUGUUUUUUUUUUCCGUUUUCUUAUUUUUGAUUUUAUUUUGAAAAACAAAUAAACGAACGACACAGAUUCAAAACGUCCUUAUCUGUAGCUUCUGUCGCCCUGAAUGACACUGAAAAAAAAAAAAAAAAAAAAGAAACACAGCUAAUCUAGACCAAGUAAGUUUUAUUUAAUCAAAACUACUCGAAUGUCUGAGUUGAAGUGGUUUUCUCUCUGUAGUGUUUUCUGCGGCGCUCUCCUCCUUCACCAGCUCGAGACCAGGAUCCCAAACGCACCAAAAGCACUUUCACGCACCGAAACUCGAAACCCGACGCCAUUUUCUGGUUUAAACGUCCUGAAACGACAAAAUCGAGACGGUUCAAACGGAAACCAACCUGAUUUGAGCCGUUUUAAAGAGGGGGUGUUACACGAAAUGCAUUUUUUUAUUUAUUUUUUUUUAGCUUUUCCCCCCCAAACGUUUUCUCGCCAAAAACCAUCCUGAGGUGGUUUUGGAGCCAUUCACGCAUGUUUGAGUAAUCUAGCGAUCUCCCCCGGGUCCUUAUUUUGAUUUAGCAGAGGGGGAGGAGCGACCCGGAGCUUCGAAAAUUCCAAAAUGCGUCGUUUUCAGUGAAUAUAACAUUUUCAAAGCAUUAAAAGUUAAGAGUUAUGUCAAGUACCCCCUCUUUAAACAAAAAAAACUCGCAAAUUACGUUAAAAUUCAGGUCAUUUGGGUCAUUCACGUCCUGUUCACGUCCUUUUCCUUCAAAAAAAAAAAAAAAGACAAAAAAAACAAAACAAAAAAAAAACCGCACAGAUUUCAAAAUUUCAGGGUUUUUAAAAACGCUUUUAAAAUGUAAUGGACAAUUUGGAGUUUAUUUUUACACGAGUUUGAGACGAUUGUUUUGGAGCUUUUCUGUUUUCAGCGCGUUAAAUGUUGUCUCUUUGUUUUUUUUUUGUUUUGUUUUUUUUGUUUCUGUCCCUGUUUCACGUCACAGCCCAAAAUCCCUUUAACAAACUCAGAGACGGAAUGAAUUUAAACCUCCAACGUAAGAAAAAAAAAAAAAAAAACGUGGAAAAAAUAAUAAUAAAAGGGUUUGUGGAAGUUGGAAAUGGUCGCUCAGGGUGAAGACCCGAGAUUGUUUUUGUUGAAGAUUCGCGUUCGCUCAAAGAAAAAACUCCACAAAUGUCUGACUUUAAUUUUGAUUUAGGUCGUUUUGAAUCCGACUUUUUCAGUUCCGAUACGAAUUCCGACUUUUUGGGUUUAGUUCUGUCGAUAUCCGGUGUCAACGAAGGAUCGGACGAGACUGACAUGAGAAAAAUUAUCUUUUUUCCCAAAGCGUUUCCAUUUGGUUUGGACAAAAAAACAAUCACGUGUUUGUGAGUUUCCACUCUUAAGGUUCCAAAAAUCGUCGCUAGAACGGAAAAGGAACAUGUUAAAUCAAAUAAAAACUAAAACGUGAGGCCGGAAUUGGAAACUGAACUGUGAAAAUCUUCUCAUUCUCAACCCAAUCUCGUUUCUCGAAUCGUCUUUUGCAAAUCGUGUCUUGUCCCAUCUGUAAAUUUAACCGAUUUAAGUCUUAUUUAAGCCACUACCGGGAUAUCGGCUGAACCGAUACCACGGAACCGAUACCCGAUGCCGAUUUGUUUUACACGACUCAUGGAUUUUAAGGCACGAUGAAAUUAGUUUUGACUCCAAGUGAAGUUUCGUUCUCGUUCUGAAACCUGCCGCUCGUUGUUGCAGUCGUCCGUUUUACAAAGUUUAUUCACUUGAAUCGAGACGCAAGAAACGGAUCCAAACCAAACAUUUCUUAUUUCUGUACUUGAAGAUAUUUUAACUCAUGUUGGAGUUGUUUUUCACACCGUAUCUGAACAGAAGUGUCUCUGGUUCGUAUACAUGUCCAGGCUGGUCCGGUCCGGAUUCUGGUCCAGUACAUGUUCUGGUCCAGUCUGGUCUGUAUACAGGUCCUGUAAAGUCUGUAGACUGGUCCGGUCCGAUCCAUAUUCUGGUCCAGUCCAGUUUGGUCUGUAUUCUGGUCCAGACCAGUCCAGUCCGGUCUGGAUUUUGGUUCAGUCCUGUACGAGUUCUGGUCCAGUCUGGUCUGUAUACAGGUCCUGUAAGGUCUAUAAACUGGUCUGGUCCAUAUUCUCAUCCGUUCUCGUCCAUUCUCGUCCGUUCUGGUCUAGUCUGGUCUAGUCUGGUCUAGUCUGGUCUAGUCUGGUCCAUAGUCUGGUCCAGUCUGGUCCGUAUACUGGUCCAGUCUGUAUACCAGUCCGGUCCAGUUCAUAUUCUGAUCCAGUCCGGUCUAGUACAUAUUCUGGUCCAUUCUUGUCCAGUCCGGGCUGUAUACUGGUCCGGUCUGUACACCCGUCUGGUCCAUAUUCUGGUCUAGUCCGGUUUUGUCCAUAUACUGGUUUGGUUCGUAUUCUGGUCUGUAGUUUGGUCCAGUCCAGUCCGUAUUCUGAUCUGGUCCGGUCCGUGUUCCGGUCCGUGUUCCGGUCCGUGGUCCGGUCCGUGUCCGGUCCGUGUUCCCGUCCGUGGUCCGGUCCGUGGUCCGGUCCGUGGUCCGGUCCGUGGUCCGGUCCGUGGUCCGGUCCGUGUUCCGGUCCGUGGUCCGGUCCGUGGUCCGGUCUCUGCUCGGGUCUCGUUCUGUAAACAGAUUUUCAAAAUGGCCGCUGAGUUUCAAAGUUAAAUCCUUUUCUUUGAGCUCCGUCUCCGUUUCGUUUUUCCUCUGAGUUUUUCUUUGGGAAACUUGAACUUUCGACUUUUCAGCGAAAAAAAAAAAACAAAAAAAACAGAGAAAAUAAUUAUAAUUAUUUUACUAAUAAGAAUGUUAAAGGAUCUGAGCACUGCAGAAAAUCUCCUCGACUGACUUGAAUUAUAAUUUUUUAAAAAAAAAUUAUAAUUCUCUAAAUGUGUAAACAUGUAAAAUAUAUAAAAAUAUAUUGAAUCUCAAAUCAAGAUUCAUAAUUUGAAUGUAAUUUGUUUAGAUAUUUGUUUGGGAUUUGCAGUUUUCGGGUUCUGCAGUUCGUCCCGUCAAAAUGUAAAAACUGAAACUUUUCAAAACUUCAAAAAAAUCCAAAUAUAAUAAAUAUAAUUCUCGCAGCGGUCACGUGACUCAUCUGCAGUCCGGUGGAUUAAGCCAGAUGCCCUCCCUCCCUCCUGUGUUCCCUGGAUACUUCAGUUAUUUUUUGGGGAAAUUUUAAAGAGAAGAUUAUAUUUUUAUAAUUUGGAAAAAUGAAAACUGUGCUCCGCGUAGAAAUAAAUCUGUCGACAAGUCGCCCGAGAGUCAAACUGAGAAAAAAAACCCCUCUUUUGUUCAAUUAUUUAAAGGCCAAUAUCACUGAUUUAUCUCUGAUCUGUUCUAAUGUCGUUUCCUCACCACAAACGGAAAAAAACUCUGUCCCAAUUUGUGAUGUCAUGUGGUGAUACAGGAAGCGCUCCAGUGUGUUUUUAAACUCCACACACCUUCACUAGAACACAUACAUCACGAAUUUUGGACUUCAAAUCGUCGCGCAAUUCACACUGGGAAGGAUCCUCCGAAAAAGUGAGCGUCAAACCGCCGAGGGACGUGUCUAUUGACAAAGUCGAUCUUUUCAAGUCUUUUGAACCAUAUCACUUUUGUUUCUGGUUCUGAUAUUGUCAUAUUUUAGUUUUGGGAUUCGGACAUGGUAAUUGUUGUGGUUGUUGGAUCCUAACAGCGGAAAACGACUCGAGAAAUUUGUUUGUGAACUUCAUAAAUGCAAAAGUGAAUC
This is a messenger RNA of Boleophthalmus pectinirostris (great blue-spotted mudskipper), 10936 nucleotides long. RefSeq names its product SET domain containing 1A, histone lysine methyltransferase (gene setd1a). Gene Ontology annotation, cellular component: Set1C/COMPASS complex. NCBI's taxonomy places the organism in Eukaryota, Metazoa, Chordata, Actinopteri, Gobiiformes, Gobiidae. Gene Ontology annotation, molecular function: RNA binding; protein binding; histone H3K4 methyltransferase activity. The record is from RefSeq and is a predicted model, not a curated record.